UAGCGAUAUUCCGGUGGCGUGUUGUCAUUUAUAGACUUUCUCGCUCCCCCCCCUUCUCGCCGUCUUUACGGUGUCGACCGAUCCCUCUCUGUCAGUUUCAAGUUGCGCCUUCUCUCCUCCGCCGUGCAGCGUCUCCUCUGCUCUGGCCUUAACCCACUUUAGAUUAUACACCAACAUAUUGUGGCUUUCUUAACGAGAAAAAAAAAUCUGGAUUUAAACGAAGACAUGGAUUCAUUCCCGCCACACCACAUGAGUGGAUUAUAAAACACAGGCGAUUCAAAGAAUGAAGAUGUCUGAGGCUGGGAGUUAGAGUCUCCCCCCCACCAGAGAGAGCGUGUUCCAGGCCUGGGGCUGGACCCAGAGACCCCUGCCUGGGGGGUGAAGGGCCCUGAUAGCCCUGUGUAAAUCUGGACCAUGGGGGAUGGAGGCGUCGGUGCAACUGGAGGAGAUGGGGUGAACCGGGCCCACGUCCUGUUCGACAACUUCGUCCAGGCGACCACCUGUAAGGGCACGCUCAAGGCCUUCCAGGAGCUGUGUGACCACCUGGAAGUUAAGCCCACAGAGUCCAGGAUCUUCUAUCACAAGCUCAAGUCCAAACUCAACUACUGGAAGGCCAAGGCACUAUGGGCAAAGUUAGACAAGAGGGCAAGCCAAAAAGAGUACAAGAAGAGCCGUGUCUGUGCCAACUCAAAGUGUCUGAUCAUUGGUGCGGGACCAUGCGGCUUACGUACAGCCAUCGAGCUGGCCUUUCUCGGGGCCAAAGUGGUUCUGCUGGAGAAGAGAGAUGCUUUCUCCAGGAACAAUGUACUUCACCUCUGGCCCUUCACCAUCCACGACCUCAGGGGCCUCGGGGCCAAGAAGUUCUAUGGAAAGUUCUGUGCUGGAGCUAUCGAUCAUAUCAGUAUCCGUCAGCUUCAGCUAAUGCUGCUUAAAAUGUCUCUCCUGCUGGGCAUUGAGAUUCACGUCAACGUAGAGUUCAAGGGUCUCAUCGAGCCCCCUGAAGAUCAAGAGACUGAAAGGAUAGGUUGGAGGGCUGAGGUCCACCCCAGGACACACCCUGUCAAUGAGCUGGAGUUUGAUGUCAUCAUUGGAGCAGACGGAAGGAGAAACACGUUACCAGGGUUUCGGCGUAAGGAGUUCCGGGGCAAGCUUGCUAUUGCCAUCACUGCUAACUUCAUCAACAGGAACACAACGGCGGAGGCAAAGGUUGAGGAGAUCAGUGGGGUGGCAUUCAUCUUCAACCAGAAGUUCUUUCAAGACCUCAGAGAAGCAACAGGUAUUGACCUGGAAAACAUUGUCUAUUACAAGGAUGACACGCACUACUUUGUGAUGACUGCCAAAAAACAGAGCCUGCUGGAGAAAGGAGUCAUUCUACAUGACUAUGCAGACACAGAGAUGCUGCUGUCCAGGGCUAAUGUGGACCAGGUCGCAUUGCUCUCUUAUGCCCGUGAGGCUGCAGAUUUCUCCACCAACCACCAGCUGCCCACACUGGACUUUGCCAUCAACCACUACGGUCAGCCCGACGUAGCCAUGUUCGACUUCACCUGCAUGUACGCUUCAGAGAACGCCGCCAUGGUGCGCCAACGCCAUGGUCACAAGCUGCUGGUGGCUCUCGUGGGUGACAGCCUGUUGGAGCCCUUCUGGCCUAUGGGCACUGGCAUCGCCCGAGGUUUCCUGGCAGCCAUGGACUCGGGCUGGAUGGUGAAGAGCUGGGCUCAGGGAAAAACCCCUCUUGAGGUGCUGGCUGAGAGGGAGAGCAUAUAUCGUCUACUGCCCCAAACCACACCAGAAAACGUCAAUAAGAACUUCAGUCAGUACAGUGUGGAUCCCACCACACGUUACCCCAAUAUUAGCCUUAACUUCCUCAAGCCAAGCCAGAUGAGGCACCUCUGUGACACGGGGGAGUCAAGGGAAAUGCGCAUAGAAAUUGAGAAUGUGAUCAACUCGUCGACACCCAAGUUGGCCAGGAAUGACAAUUGCCUGCUUGACAAGCAGUUGCAAGAAUCAAUAGCUCGAUCCAGUAAACUGCUGAACUGGUGCCAGAGACAAACGGAGGGAUACAGGAAUGUCAAUGUAACAGACCUUACCAUGUCUUGGAAGAACGGCCUGGCCCUGUGCGCCCUCAUUCAUCGAUACAGACCAGAUCUCAUUGACUUUGAUUCCCUGGAUGAGCGAGACCAGGAGAAGAACAACCAGUUGGGUUUUGACGUGGCGGAGAGGGAAUUUGGCAUCUCACCCUGCAUGACUGGCAAGGAGAUGUCUUCUGUGGUAGAGCCAGACAAACUCUCUAUGGUCAUGUAUCUCAGCCAGUUCUAUGAGAUGUUUAAGGACACAGUGCCACCUGGAGAUAACCACCACAACUUGAGUCCUGAAGAUAAGGCGGCACUGAUAGCCAGCACCAAAUCUCCAAUCUCCUUCCUCAGCAAACUUGGUCAGAGCAUUGCAAUUUCCAGAAAACGAAAUCCAAAGGACAAAAAAGAGAAGGAUGUUGACAGUUUGGGGAAGAGAAGGAAAACCAGCCAGUCUGAAGAUGAGGAGGUGUUCAGGAGUGGUCGUGACGACAGGCCGUCCGUUAUCCUGUCGGAGAGAAAAGUGGACUCCUCAGCUGGAGGGAACACCAACAAAGUCAAAGUCAUGGCCACCCAGCUUCUCGCCAAGUUUGAGGAGAACGCUCCAGCCCAGCAUACAGGACUCAAACGACAGGGAGAAUCUCUGCCCAAUCUGGACCGCCUUUUGUCCCCUACCCAGCCCCAAACUCCUGUGAAUGAGCCAGUGCGCCUGGCGCCUGUCCCAGCAUGGAGAAAGGCCAGAAGUGGUACGGACCAACAGUCCAUUGGCUCUCGGAGCUGCCCAAAGAAAACCAUUCUGCUUCCUUCUUCCGCCUCCACUUCCUCGCUCUCUCUUCACGCCGAGAAUUUGCCUAAAAGUCCGGUGGAAGAGGAACUUGAAUACUACGAGAUGCCUCAGAAAUACAGGGAGUGGAGCCCGCUGCACCUGACUGACCCAGGACCUAUUCACAUACCUGGUAUACAGGAGAGGGCUGAGCGCCUUAUCUCUAAGUUUAAGGGCAAACCUGACAGACCCCCAAAGCCUAAGAAAAAGCCGUCCCAUUUCUUUUUAGAGCAGUGGAACUUGUCCCACGGCCAAACCGAGAGUCCUGAUUCACCUCUAUCCUCUCCUGAAUCCUCCAGAAAGGAGCCUGCAAGGCCUCUGCACUCUGAUGAUCAAAUGCCUUUAUAUGUGCUUAGUAUUCAGGAGAGGGCUGAGCAACUUGCCUCUCAGCUUGAGGGCAAGCCGGCUGCACCACAGCCUAAGAAAAAACCCUCACGUUUUUUUAUGGAACAAUGGCACAUGGCCCGAGCCCAGACUCCCCCUGACUCUCCCCCUUCCUCUGACACCUUGAGACAGCGCUAUGUAAGGAUGUACACAGGUGGAGUUAGCUCAUUGGCUGGACAGAUAGCCAAUCAGCUUCAGUCUCAGGAAGAUCCUAAGCCUCUACCUGAAAAGAGGGAUUUGGGUUCCCUCAGAAAAGAGUUCCCUGUCAACAUUGGUGGCAGCGAUGUGUGCUUCUUCUGUCGAAAGCGCGUGUACGUGAUGGAGAGGCUGAGCGCGGAGGGGAAGUUCUUCCAUCGCAGCUGCUUCAAGUGUGACUACUGCGGCACCACGCUCCGACUGUCCUCCUACGCCUUUGACGUGGAGGAUGGGAAAUUUUACUGCAAGCCGCACUACUGUUAUCGUCUGUCUGGCUAUGCCCAGAGAAAGAGGCCUGCUCCCUCCCCUGCUCCAAUCACUGCUAAGGAGAACCAGGCGCCCCAAACUCCCACGGCGACUGUGGACGCUCCCGGAAGGGCGAUGGCAACGGCAGCCCCCUCGGCCGAGCUCCAGCCCUCAGUGCCGGAGGUUAAUGGCGUGCAGGAGCCCAGCUUAGCUAAACGUCUGCGGGGAACUCCAGAGCGCAUCGAGUUGGAGAACUACCGUCUGUCCCUGCAGAGGGAGGAGGAGCUCGAGGAGGUGCCAGAGGAGACACUGGCAGAACAUAACCUCAGCAGUGUGUUGGACAAGGCCACCGAUGCUGACCUGGGCUCCAGCAGCUCGGAGUCAGACAUGGAGGAGGAGGAUGAGCAGGAGGAGGAGGUAGAGGUGGAGGUGGAGCAGCAACCUACCAGCCCCUCAGACCUUGGUGGCGUUCCCUGGAAGGAGGCAGUACAGCUCCACAACAAAUUGAGGGGCGAGGACGGAGAGGGCGAGGUUCCGGCCGACGCGGUCAGCAGAGACGGGGAAAUAGAUGAAGAAGAGGAGGAGGAGGAGGAGGAUGAAGAGGAUGAGGAGGAAGACGAGGAUGAAGAUGAUGAGGAAUCGAGCGAGGAGGGGGAUUACUGCCCCUGGGAUAGAGAGCUUCAGUCAGGCCUUUGGCUGGACAAGCACCUCACAGAUGAAGAGGAUGUUGGUACAUUUAAAGCAAGGAACCUUCAUAUCCAACAACUCCUGCAGCCUGUGGAUCCUCAGGCCAUUCCAGGUUUGGUGAGAACCCACCUGGACUCUGAGGGAGACAAGGAUGGCCAGGCAGCCUCCCAACCCUCUGAGCUCACGCAGCCCUCCUCCACAGCCCCUGCCCACACAUCCGCCCGACACGAGGCAGUGAGAGUCUGGUUGGAGUCCAUGUCUGGAGAGCCCUGUGAGGACGAGGAAGCAGAAGCAGACAGUCCAUAUAUGGAGCCCGGUACAGAGAUGGAUGAAGACGACAUCCCUUCAGAUGCAGAAGCUGAGGCUCGCUUGCAUCAGUCAGAGAACGCUGAAGUGUUUCCCGAGGAGGACAAGAAAUCAGAAAGUCUGAAAAUGUCCUCCAGUAUUGAAACAUCCAGCGUCAGUCCCAUGCAGAAAGAAGAUGUUGUUCUUUCCCCGCUCAAACCUCAAUCUCCAGAGCCGGAAACACAGAUUAACCUGGUGAUGUCUCCCGGGACCUGCUUUUUCCCAGAACCGUUCAUACCUGAGGAAAUAAAGCCUGCCUCUCCUUCUCCAGCAGCCAAGAGCCCACUGUGUCCUUCGCCUGUUCCCGUCCAGGAUCCUUCCCCCGACCCUUCUCCUACUCUCGCUGCUGCUGCUACUGCUUCCCCUGUCAAUGUCCCUGCCUCGUCUCCACCCUGUUCGACCACCAAAUCACCCGUCAGCUCUCCAGUCAUGCCAGACGUCGAGUCACCUGUCAAAUCACCUGUCAGGACACCUGUUAGCACCCCAAUCUGCUCUCAGCCCACCCCGCUACCAGAGACUUACACACCUAUAUCUCCUGUCUACCCACAGCGAUCUAUUUGUCCUCUCACGGGCAACCCUCUCUCCCCAAUCUGCGCUCAGCCUCUGCCCUGCCAGGAACCCUCGUCACCUCUCACCUCUGACUCUCCCGUCAGAACUCAGCCCGUCCCCGGUGUCACUUCGACACCCAUGACCAAAACGGACAAGAGCACACCUGAGCCCUCAAAGUCCAUAGAUUCCUCAACGGAGCAAACUCCAUCUAAAAAGACUGAUAUCAUUGAGGAAUUUUGGUUAAAGAGUGCUGAGAUCAGGAAGAGCCUCGGACUGACUCCUUUGGAACGCAGUAGUAAAAUCUUAGAGAAAAGCGUUGUCAAGGCUCCGGUACAGGACUCCACUCCUGUCAAGACACAGUCUCCAGGUGUGUCUGAGGAACAGAAGCCUGCCUUUACAGGCCGUGCAGUCAUUCGCAGACUCAACAUCACUCUUGAGGGUCAGGUCAUUACCCCCAUCGCUCCUGCAGAGCCAAAGAGCAAUGGCUCUGAUAAAAGGGACCUCAGCAGCAGCUCCGGCUUGGGGUUGAAUGGGAGCAUGGCCACAAGCCAAACAGUAAACAGUGAUAGUUACAACACGUCUGACUCCACUAUGCUCACCCCGCCCUCCAGCCCACCACCACCUGUGCCUGCUAAUCAGUCUCCAGCUGUGCUCAGGCAGCAGAGACACCAGGUGUCCUGGAGCAAUGGAACGGAAAAACCUCCAUCAGAGCGUGCCAAAGAGCCAACGAAAACCAAGAGUCCUGUCCCAGCACCGAGGACACAGCUGAGCCCCGUGUCUGCGCCCAAACCCGCACCCAGAAAAGUUUCUUCGCCUCAGGCAGAGCCGGAAACAAUUCCGGUGGUUGUCAUGAGAGAGAAGAAGAAGAAGCCACGGCCGGAGGAGGCGAGGAAGUCGUUUGUAGAGACUGUGGAGGAGAUUCCGUUUGCUGAUGAUGUGGAGGAGACGUACGAUGAGCGGACACCAGAAACGAGCAUGAACAGGUACUAUACUCCACCCACAAGCAAGCCCAACAGAGAGAGACCUCCACUGCAUCUGGCUCUUGCAAUGGAAAAUGGUAAACCCAAUAUCCCUGUCAACCAAGCCGCUAAGACCCAGAGGGCUACCCACUUCUCCCCAGAGGCCAAGGAGAUCGCUGAGGAGAGAAUCAGGGCCAGAGAAAAGUCUGUUAAGAGCCAGGCACUAAAAGACGCCAUGGCCAAGCAGCUAAACAAAAUGAAAGAAACUGACACGGACAGGGGUGCGUCACCUAAAGUGGCCUGGAAUGUUACUCCAGAUGCUGCUGGAAAAAGUAAAAAGUCAUCUGGAUCUCCAAAGACAGCUGUGAAAGCUCUGGAGUCGAAGAAAGCCGAGAAUUUACCUGAGCGCUUCUUCAGCAGCAACAAGAGCCUGGACAGCUCCGUGGCUUCGUCAGACGGCUCGGCUACAAGUAAGAGCAAGAAGCGAAGUUCCCUCUUCUCGCCGCGCAAGAAUAAGAAGGAGAAAAAAGCCAAGAACGACAGCAAGCUCUCCGGAGCCGACGAGACGCCUCCCAAACACAAGUCACUGUGGAAGGCCGUCUUCUCAGGGUACAAGAAGGACAAAAAGAAGAAGGAUGAUAAAUCAUGUCCGAGCACGCCGUCCUCCGGUUCCACGACACAGGACUCUGGGAAGAAGAGAACGUCACCUACUGGGAGAUCAUCAGACUUGAAGUCACGGCGAAACUUGAGCUUCUCUGAGGACUCCGACCUGUCCUGUGAUGAUGUUCUGGAGAGGUCCUCCCAGAAGUCAAAGGCAGAUUCUGUUUAUGUCCCACACGCACUGGCGUUCAAGAGAUCGUACGCCACAAAGAAAACCUACACAGAAGAAGAGCUGAAUGCCAAGCUGACACGAAGGGUCCAGAAAGCGGCACGGCGACAAGCCAAGCAAGAGGAACUCAAAAGGCUGCACAGAGCCCAGAUCAUCCAGAGACAGUUGGAGCAGGUGGAGGAGAAGCAGAGGCAGCUGGAAGAGAGGGGUGUAGCUGUGGAGAAAGCAUUGAGAGGAGAAGCAGGAUUGUAUAAAGGUACUUAUACAUUACCCAAACAGCACAAAAGAAGAUCAGACUAUUGGGGAGAUUCUAAUUACAGUGAAAUCCUGGACUUGCAUCUGGGCGUUGAGCCCUUUGUGGGGAUGCCACGCCGAAGACCUCUCUCCUUCUGCCCCUGCUGUUCCCCCGAAGGCAUGGGCAAGAAGGACGAUCCCAAGCUAAUGCAAGAGUGGUUCAAGCUGGUGCAAGAGAAAAAUGCCCUGGUCCGCUAUGAGUCAGAACUCAUGAUAUUCGCCCGAGAGCUGGAGCUCGAGGACCGGCAAAGUCGACUGCAGCAGGAACUCAGGGAGAGAAUGGCCGUGGAAGACCACCUAAAGACAGAGAAGGAGCUUGCUCAGGAGAAGCAGAUCCUGAAUGAGAUGUUGGAGGUGGUGGAGCAGCGUGAUGCCCUAGUGGCCCUAUUGGAAGAGCAAAGGCUUCGGGAGAAGGAGGAGGAUAAGGACCUGGAGUCCGUCAUGCUCUCCAAAGGUUUCAACCUUAACUGGGCUUGAAAGAGUUGACGAUCGUCUUUGAUCAGAAUAGUCUGCUGAGCACCUACAUCAGUGAAUGUGGAAAGAACCCCCCCCGAACACACACAAACGCUACGGCUGCCUCUGAGACUGCAGCAGUCUGCAACGUUUACAUAUCUUCUGUCCAAAGGCAGUCCGAGUUAAUCACUUUGCAGUUUUUGCUUGCCCUCUCUCUCUCUCUGUGGGUGGAGAGGCAAGUACAUUCACAGCUUUAUCAUCCCAGCCUUGAAGUGGAUCCUCUCAAAGGGGAGGAGGGCGUGGAGGCCUUUGGGAGGAUGCUUAAAGACAUGUUUAUUCUCAGUUGUCUAAAGGGAAGAAUGCAGUUCGGUCCUGCUGAUGUAAAGGAAUUGUAAAGAAUUGUGUUUUUGUGUAUAGUUGUGUAGAACAAGUCCCAUUUUCAGCGGAUGGGGGACCUCUCUUUUCCGUAAAAAGGACUGCUACAGAGUUGUGUUCUAAUGCUGGAGUGACACCUCCGGUCUCAAUCUCAGAUUCUCCUUUUCGGUCUCGACUGUAGGAAGGACAUUCUCUGCUGAAGCUGCCUUUCUAUCCAGCGACAAACUGAAUGGAUAAUGAAUCACAAAGACACCACGAAAGACCCCUUUUUUCCCCCCACCUCAGUGUUUAGUGACUCAACACUAAAAAUCUGUUAAAUAUGGCCAUGUUUUUAUGUAUUUAUUAUCUUUAUUUGCUUUUAACAGUUUUUUUUUUUUUUUUGCAUUCACAUGAGAGUGCCCAGAAUCUCAUUAUCUUGCACUUGUGCAUAACUCCCAUGCACCCAUAAGCCAUUGCAUGUCAGGAAUGAUGGCUGCAGGCAAAUAGAUAACCUUGUGUUUGAUAGCUAGGACAUAGAAUACAGACUAUAUAUGAACACUUAAGCAUUUCACAUGCCUCGAUAAUGAUGGGCCUCUCUGUGACAUGCCAUUCACUGUAUAUCACACUGACAGUUAACGUUUACAAGUACUUGUCCAUGUUAAAUAUUGGAUGUUCAUGUUUUCCUACUGUGGUAAGCAGUAGCUAAGUACUGUUGAAAGGUUUCACCUCGGAAGGAAGUGUAUCUUCAAGUUUCCUACCACGAUGUGUUAACAAUGGGAUGUUGUCAUUAAUGAAGCCGAUUUCACUGUCGCUAAUGGGAGAUCAGUGUAGCUCACAUUACUCAUAUUGUGCCACAGGACUGUCUCUGUUGGUAGAUAGGCUGCAAUCACUUCCAAGUACACCACAAGACUUACACGCUACACGACACUCACAACACUAUAUGGCAGUGUUAACAUUUUACCCUUGAACAAGAUGCCUUUAUCAUUUUCAUUAUCUAUACUUGAGUUAUGUUUUCUUUUUCUGAGUUGACUGGCUUUUGAAGUAGUCACAUAUGUGUGUCCCACUGGAACUCAAUUCUUUUUUCUUUUUUUUUAUAUUUUUUUAUACGGUAGAUCCCCCAAACAAACAGAUGAUUUUAAAAGGGGUGCUGGAGAAAUGCAAAGUGCUUUAUGAGCAACUUGCAUCCAACAAGUACAUUCUGGUUUAUCUGCUAGGCAGUCACAUCUUAUAGCCUUUUCGACAACUGUAAAAAUCCAGGUGGUUAGUGUUUUACAGCACAGAAACACUAGAGGCUAUAUUUAUGACUUGAUAUGAGCUGUGAAUAAUAAAAAAAAAAGUUACAUAAUUUUAAGGGUCGUUGUUUUAGAUGGUGUGUGAUGAGUUUGACAUGAUUGUAUUGAUAUUUAUUAACACGUGUGCAAACUGUAUUAUAUGUAAAGAAAAUGAAUCCUAAUUUUUAAACUGUUCUGUUGACACGACUUGUAAUGUAAAUGCUUCAUGUAGCUAAAAAUGCAUAGGGGUGUUGGAUGUAUGCUGAAAACGGCAAUAAAACAAUGCAGUUGUUCUUUUAAA
This is a messenger RNA of Larimichthys crocea (large yellow croaker), 9759 nucleotides long. It is a transcript of the gene mical3a, whose product is annotated as microtubule associated monooxygenase, calponin and LIM domain containing 3a. Bases 415 to 7857 code for a protein of 2480 amino acids. Lineage: Eukaryota; Metazoa; Chordata; Actinopteri; Sciaenidae. The record is from RefSeq and is a predicted model, not a curated record. The transcript has 47 exons. Gene Ontology annotation, molecular function: FAD binding; protein binding.